AUGGAGGGGGUGGAAGGGGGCGGAGGGGAGGACGGGAGGGGAAGCGAUCCUGAGUGGCAGUGGUACAUUGUCAACGAUUUCCUGGUCGAACCCACGAUUUUGGAGGACGCGCUGGGUUUCCUACCCGCCUGGAAGGAACCUUGUAUCCUCCUCUAUCGGGACCGAACAAGCACGGCCGCCGCCCACGCGGCCUGGCUCGAGCAGCUCCGGGCCGCCGGCGCGAGGGUGGCUGGGGGUGGAAAGCGGGAAGUUGGCGAGGAAAAAGGAGAGAACGACAGCUCCGCAGAUGCCUCUGGCGCCGGUGGGCUUGCCGUCGGCACCCUUCCUCCCUCCAUCCCCGUCUCCAUCUUCGCCUCCCCGUCCCGCUCCACCGCCACCCCCUUACCCCCAACGUUCACGCCCUUGACCCCGGAAGCAUUGCCUGGACGGGGCGAUUUGGUGGGCAUCGACGCCGAAUUCGUGCAGUUGGAAAUGGAGACCGCGUCCGUGUUGGAAACGGGGGCGAGGGUUGUAUUCAAAGAGGGUCGGCAGGCCUUGGCGCGCCUGUCCCUUCUGGACGUUCGCAGCGAUCAGGUUAUGGUGGACGACUAUGUCCUUCCGUCAGAACCAGUCAUGGAUUAUCUGACGCGGUUUUCGGGCAUCGUGCGGGAGGAUUUGGACCCUUCCCUCUCCCGCCACCACUUGGUGACCGCCCGCACGGCCUACUUGAAGCUUCGGUGCCUGAUUGAUCGGGGCGUGAUAUUGGUUGGUCAUGGGCUUAAAAAAGAUUUUCGGAUCAUCAAUGUGUAUGUGCCGCCGGCGCAAGUGAUCGACACGGUGGAUUUGUGGUGCUUGGAAGGGCAGCGGAAGAUCUCUCUGCGCUUUCUUGCGGCCUAUCUGUUGGGGGAGAGCAUCCAGGGGGAAACGCACGAUUCGAUCGAGGACGCACGGACAGCGGUGCGACUCUACCAGAAAUGGGAAGAGGCAAAGAAAGAAGGGAAACUGGCGCAGGUCUUGAACGGGGUCUACGAAUACGGACGAACGACGGGAUGGAAACUUCAACAGCAAGGGUUUCCGAAAGAGUAG
Messenger RNA from Nannochloropsis gaditana CCMP526, 1065 nucleotides. RefSeq names its product PAB-dependent poly(A)-specific ribonuclease subunit 2 (gene PAN2). Bases 1 to 1065 code for a protein of 354 amino acids. The transcript has a single exon. The record is from RefSeq and is a predicted model, not a curated record. Gene Ontology annotation, biological process: nuclear-transcribed mRNA poly(A) tail shortening. Gene Ontology annotation, molecular function: nucleic acid binding. Gene Ontology annotation, cellular component: PAN complex; P-body.